UUUGAAUAAGGAGCAACAGAUUCCUCGAAGCUUGUGUCGUCCUUCUUUUCUGACAAUCUUCACUCAUGGCCGUGCCUACCUCCUCAUCCUCCAUCGCCCGCGGAAUUUCUUCCUUAGCCAUCUCUUAUUCACCAUUCUUGGGUUUUCUUAAACCAAAUCAUCAACAGAAUCACAUCAGUUAUGGGUUUAACAGCAAAUAUGCCUCCUUCGCCAUCAAUUGUUCGUCUUCCGAAAUGGGUCGCUCUUCAGAUUCCAUGGCGUUUAGUUUGAACGAAAAUGGCACAUCCAGAGGUCCCGUUAAGUGGCAAAGGGUGCUUCUUAAAGUAAGCGGAGAAGCACUUGCUGGAGACCAUGAACAAAAUAUAGACCCAAAGGUUACGAUGGCAAUUGCAAGAGAGGUUGCUGAUGUCACUAGGCUUGGCAUCGAGGUCGCCAUCGUUGUUGGUGGGGGGAAUAUCUUCCGUGGAGCAUCGUGGGCAGGAAGUAGUGGCCUCGACCGUUCAUCUGCGGAUUAUAUUGGGAUGUUGGCGACUGUUAUGAAUGCUAUAUAUUUGCAAGCAACAAUGGAGAGUAUCGGCAUCCCAACAAGAGUCCAGACAGCAUUUCGGAUGUCUGAAGUUGCUGAACCAUAUAUUCGUCGAAGGGCAGUUCGGCAUUUGGAGAAAGGAAGAGUUGUCAUCUUUGCAGCAGGAACCGGAAAUCCCUUCUUCACAACAGAUACCGCCGCAGCCCUUAGGUGUGCAGAGAUUAAUGCAGAGGUGGUUUUAAAAGCUACUAAUGUGGAUGGCGUGUAUGAUGAAGAUCCCAGGACUAACCCUAACGCUCGACUCCUUGAGACUCUUACAUAUCAAGAAGUAACCUCGAGGGACCUUUGUGUUAUGGAUUUGACCGCAAUCACUUUAUGCCAAGAAAACAACAUCCCGGUUGUUGUAUUUAAUCUUGGAAAGCCCGGUAACAUCACGAAAGCGAUAAAGGGCGAAAGGGUUGGCACAUUGAUCGGUGGCGCUUGUACCUCAGCUGUGGCAAGGGCUUGAGUGAUCCUUCUUCCGGUAAUCUAUUAAACUCCUUCAUUCUUCAUACUAAUUAUUGUCGGUUGUGGAUCUAAAAUACGAAGAUAUCCGAAGGUACAAUUUUGCAUUCAUCUCUACACAUCGUGGAGCUAUAGGUAGCUGCAUGUGUUAGUAUCGAUAGCGUGAUAGCGAAAUCCGCUUAUAAUUUUUCAGUUUUUUCUCGUAUUAUCGGCAUUAAGUUGGUUGUUUGGUCCCGGUUAAUGGGUUCACCACUGUUUUUGUAAGAUGUAUGGAAGUUUCAGAACUUGAGGCUGGAGUUUGGUCUGUUUUUCGUUUAAAAUUAUCAAACGACGGAUGAAAAAUUACAGAUUUACGAUA
Messenger RNA from Cynara cardunculus var. scolymus (artichoke), 1388 nucleotides. Its product is annotated as uridylate kinase. Gene Ontology annotation, molecular function: UMP kinase activity. The transcript has 7 exons. Gene Ontology annotation, biological process: UDP biosynthetic process. NCBI's taxonomy places the organism in Eukaryota, Viridiplantae, Streptophyta, Magnoliopsida, Asterales, Asteraceae. The coding region runs from base 66 to 1034 and encodes 322 amino acids. Gene Ontology annotation, cellular component: cytoplasm. The record is from RefSeq and is a predicted model, not a curated record.